CGCCAGUUGCGUCUUGAAGUGCCAUCAGCUGUAACCGAAGUUCCAGCUCCCGGGACCACCGCCAGGCAUCCCCACUCCCAAGGACUGAAGACCAUGGAACUCUCUGACAGCGACCGCCCAGUCAGCUUCGGCUCCACGUCAUCCUCUGCCUCUUCCAGGGACAGCCACGGGUCCUUCGGCAGCAGGAUGACCUUAGUAUCAAAUAGCCACUUGGGCUUGUUUCACCAGGAUAAGGAAGCAGGGGCCAUAAAACUGGAGCUGAUUCCAGCCAGGCCAUUUUCCAGCAGUGAGCUGCAGAGGGACAGCCCAGCCGGGCAACAGAGCACAGAUGAGGGUGACGAAAGGCAGCUCCGGGCCCAGCGGAGAGUGGAGGCAAAUGGGGCCACCAAAACGAGUGUGGAAUCGGCCACUAGCCCCAAGCUCCUCUAUGUGGAUAGAGUUGUCCAGGAAAUUCUGGAGACCGAAAGGACUUACGUGCAAGAUUUAAAAAGCAUCGUAGAGGAUUACCUUGACUGUAUCAGGGACCACACGAAACUCCCUCUGGGGACGGAAGACCGGUUAGCCCUCUUUGGAAAUAUACGAGAUAUCUACUGCUUCAACAGCGAACUCCUGCAAGAUUUAGAAAACUGUGAAAAUGAUCCCGUGGCCAUAGCAGAAUGUUUCGUGUCCAAGAGUGAAGAGUUCCACAUUUACACCCAGUAUUGCACUAACUACCCGAGAUCGGUGGCUGUGCUAACAGAGUGCAUGAGGAACAAGACACUGGCCAAAUUCUUCAGGGAACGUCAGGAAACUUUGAAACACUCACUGCCUCUGGGGUCUUAUCUCUUGAAACCAGUUCAGCGGAUUCUCAAGUAUCACCUUCUUUUGCACGAAAUAGAAAAUCACCUUGACAAGGACACAGAAGGCUAUGAUGUGGUGCUCGAUGCUAUAGACACGAUGCAGCGCGUGGCCUGGCACAUCAACGACAUGAAGCGGAAACACGAGCAUGCAGUCCGGUUGCAGGAGAUUCAGAGUUUGCUCACUAACUGGAAGGGGCCAGACCUGACCAGCUAUGGGGAACUGGUCCUUGAAGGAACCUUCCGCAUCCAGCGGGCCAAGAAUGAGCGCACCCUCUUCCUCUUUGACAAGCUGCUUCUCAUCACAAAGAAGAGAGACGACACGUUUACUUACAAAGCUCACAUCCUGUGUGGCAACCUCAUGCUCGUGGAAGUGAUCCCCAAGGAGCCGCUCAGCUUCAGCGUCUUCCACUACAAGAAUCCCAAGCUGCAGCACACGGUUCAGGCGAAGUCUCAGCAAGACAAACGCCUGUGGGUUCUGCACCUGAAGAGACUGAUCCUGGAGAAUCACGCGGCCAAGAUUCCAGCCAAGGUGAGACAACGAGGUCAACAAACAGUAAAACUCCUGAGAUACAUAUUCAGCACCAAUUGCGGAAGGAGAUACCACGUCAGGCAAGAAAGUAUAUGCAUGUCGUACCCAUAUUCUGAAAAGUCGCCAAAUGCCUCGUUCUUACAAAUAAAUGCGGUGGUUCUCUUUACAGAUUAUCCAGGCUUCUGUUACAGUCCCGAGGGAGAGACGAAAGCACUUUGCAGUUCUAAAGAUGGUUCUGCUCCUUAUCGGCUGAGAAGAAAAUCUGAACCUUCCUCAAGAUCACAUAAAAUUUUGAAGACCGGUGAAACAGCGCGAGACAUCCAAAAGGUUUCCAGAGAAGAAGCGUCUCCCCAGGGGACUUCAGCAGUGCCAUCUUCCGCCCAGAGAAACAGUCAGCCCAGCAGUUCCGCCAUCCUCAGUGUGCUUCACGGGGGCGGAACCGUCAGAAACAUCUGGACAGACCACCAGAUCAGGCAAGCCUUGUUUCCCAGUCGACGGUCCCCGCAGGAGAACGAGGAUGACGAAGAUGAUUAUCAGAUGUUCGUGCCAUCCUUCUCCUCUUCGGAUUUGAACUCUGCCAGACUGUGUGAAGAAAGCACUUCAAGUCGCCCUUGCAGCUGGCAUAUGGGACAGCUCGAGUCCACAGAGACCGCCGGCUCUGGCCACAGGGUUGUUCGGCGGGCCAGCAGUGCUGGGGAGAGCAACACGUGCCCUCCCGAAAUAAGAAUUAGCGAUGGCUCUCAGUACAGUCCCCGAAGGGAGCUGCAGAAUGACGCUAAAACAGAAGGGCAGGACAGAAUGACUCCCUUCGGGUCAUCUAUAGAGUUGACUAUUGAUGAUAUAGACCAUGUCUAUGAUAACAUAAGUUAUGAGGACUUAAAACUAAUGGUCGCUCAACGGGAAGAAGCUGAAUUCACUCCCCCCAAAUCAGCCAGAGACUCUGUGUGCCCCAAGAGCACCCCGGAGCUAGCCUUCUCCAAGGGGCAAGUGAGCCACGAGAAGAGCCCUCUCCACACAAAGAGAGCUGGAGCUCCGGCAGGUCGAGAGGCAUCAAACCAGAGCAUGCACGAACUCGAGGUGGUGGAGGAAAACAUCUAUGACACUAUAGGGCUCCCAGACCCGCCCUCGCUGGAUUGCCAGCGCAGCAGCCCAGAGCGUGCCAAGAGGGGCACCUUCUUAGGUCUAGACGCCGACUUCACGUGCUGUGACAGCCUGAGGCCCUUCGUUUCCCAGGAUAGCCUCCAGUUCAGCGAGGAUGAAACGCCUUACCACCAAGGCCCCUCUGAGAAUGAUUACUUGAGUUUGCUGUAUAACUCCUUCAGCUGUAACUUGUCCGUAGCUGAUAAGUCUAUAUCUGAUAAACUGUCUGAAGAAGUAGACGAAAUCUGGAAUGACCUGGAAAAUUACAUCAAGAAGAACGAGGUCAAAGCUAGAGACCGGCUCCUUGCAGCAUUUCCCGUUAGCAAAGAUGACGUGCAAGAUCGGCUGCACUCCGAGAGCACGCCCGAGCUGAGCAAAGACGCAGCGUAUGCCAUGUCUACGCUCUCGCUCCCCGAGAGCCAUGCCUUCCUCACGCCGCUGAAAGACAGGCCUGGCAGAGGGAGCCGGGCCAGCUGCCCGCUGGAAGGAGACCUGAUAUCUAAGGAAGGCUCCUUUAUGAGCCUCAACCGGCUCUCUCUGGCCAGCGAAGUCCCUCCUGUGGAAAAUCCCUAUGACUUGGCCAACAGCAGUCUGUCCCAAACAGACCUGGAAACCCCCGAUCCUGGGGUGGAUGCCACAGAUAAGACAAAAAGCAGGGUUUUUAUGAUGGCUAGGCAAUACAGUCAGAAGAUCAAGAAGGCAAAUCAACUUUUGAAAGUGAAAAGCCCAGAGUUGGAGCAGCCAGCAACCAGCCAGCAACAUAAAUCUGUGCACAAAGAUCUGGCAGCCAUCUUAGAAGAAAAAAAGCAAGGAGGGCCUGCCAUCGGUGCCAGGAUUGCUGAGUAUUCCCAACUGUAUGACCAGAUUGUAUUCAGAGAGACUCCCCUUAAGACUCAGAAGGAUGGCUGGGCCAGCCCUCAAGAAUCUUCCAAGCUCAGGUCUACAUCACUUUCUCAGGCCCAACAUAGUAGUGAGGAUUGGCUUUUGCAUUCAACCUAUAGUAAUGGAGAAUUAGCAGAUUUCUGUCCUCAGCCAGAGAACGACUCAAAGCCAAAAUAUCCCACUUUAGAGAUCAACACAAAAAGUACUCCAAGACAAUUGUCCACUGCUUGCUCCGUGCCUUCUCUUCAAACCUCCAAUCCUCUGCUGGGCUCCAUGCAGAGACACAGCGUGGUAGUCAGUCAACCUAACAAAGACAAUUCAUGUCAAGGCCAUCUUUACAACUCUUUGGGUCGGAAAGGAAUCAGCGCUAAAUCUCAGCCUUAUAACAGGACACAGUCAUCUUCCUCGAUCUUGAUAAACAAAUCAGUGGACUCCAUCAACUACCCUAAUGAAACGGGAAAGAAACAACUGCUGUCUUUACACAAAAGUUCAAGGUGUGAGAGUCACCAGGCUUCGCUGCCAGGUAUAAGUGACUCAUGUCAACAGGGCACUGAAAAACGCUCCGACCUCACUCUCCAAGAUUCACAGAAAGUUCUGGUAGUAAAUAGAAAUUUACCCUUAAAUGCCCAAAUAGCUACACAGAACUAUUUUUCCAAUUUCAAAGAGACUGAAGGAGACGAAGAUGACUAUGUGGAAAUAAAGUCAGAAGAAGAUGAGUCGGAAUUAGAGCUAUCUCACAGUCGUAGAAAGAAGUCUGACCCAAAGAUUGUGGAUGCUGGCUUUUCUGAUAGUGUCUGCAGCAACACAUCUUACUCUUUGAACAGUCCAUGCACUCCAAAAAAGCCAGUAAGUGGCAAACUUGGGGUUUCACCCUAUCUGACACCAUACAACGAUUCUGACAAACUGAAUGACUAUCUCUGGAGGGGGCCAUCUCCCAAUCAGCAAAACAUCGUCCAGAGUCUAAGGGAAAAGUUUCAGUGUCUGAGUUCCAGCAGCUUUGCCUAAGGCUCUUAAUAGUAGCUUCCUGAAUUAACUUCUUAUUAUGCUCAUACAUUACAGAUACUGAGAGGUGUUUUAUAUGUACCGGAUUAAAACAAUUUUGUAAUAACCAGAGGUGUAACAUAUACUUUCUUUUACAGCACAACUUUUUGAAAAGGCUGAUGAUCUAGCCAAGAUUAUACUAGAGGCAAUGUCGGCAUCUGUGUUUUCUGAUGCUGCUUGUCUUCAUGUUUCAUGUAAGUCAAUCUUACUUGAAAAUUUCCAGGUGUUUUGUUUGUUUUAACAAGAUGGCCAUGAUAUUUCCCCCAUAUCUUGACAAUAAUUGUGCCCAGACUUUAAUAAACGCAAUAAUCUUCUUAUUAUACAGAAGCCAUGAGUAGUUUUAUCCUAGGAGUAAAGGCAGCAAAAGGAGGCACUUCCACAAGUUUUAAAAAGGAAAGGAAACUAAAGCUAUUUAAAGGAUUAUGCUUAUUACAUCUGGCAUUUUCGUUCUGUUUGUGGCAAGACCCUAGAAUAACUUAAGCUAAAGAUAUCUAAUUGGAGCAUACCCUAUGGUGCCCAUUUUAGGGUUUCUUAUGGUGGUAUUCCUACAUCAGAUCAUUGCAAUGCAGAAAUUGUAUAACUGUUAGAAAUUAGAAUAUAACAGGACCACUUUUCUAUAAGCCAAAUCUUUACCUGGAUUCCUGGACAAGGCCUGGAGAAUGUGCUCCUCAUCACAUUUAUUUUAUGAUGACGAAAUGGGACAAAUGAAUGAUUCUCUCAAUAACAAAGAAAACCAAGGGCAAGAAAAUGCAAAUUGACUUAACUAUUGGAAAAGUUGGGUUGACAUCUGGGAGCAGCUUGACUACUCAUAUUUCAGUUGAAGGGGAUGAAGGAUGGGGAAAUAGCACCCUUCCUACUGUUUUUUCUUGUGCCUCUCCCUAACAACACAAAGUAAAACACAAGCAAAAAUAAAACAAAGCACUUUAAAGUUACCUUUUCUAGAGCAGUUUUUCAUACGAACUUUCAUGAAUUUUGUACUCAACCAAAUGACCUGAUCCCAACCUGGGGGAUUUCUUUGAUUGCAAUGAAAUUUAUUUCCUAACCAGACAUAACAUGGGGCCUUGUUUCAUUGUUUUGCGAAAUAUUAAAGACCAGAAUCUUUGGUUAAUAAGUUCUAACUCAUAACAUCUUUUAUGUUGUAAUUAUGGUCUCUAAAUAGCAGUUUAUUGUGUUAUGUUGAAUAAAACUCUUAAUGGAAGGAAACUGAGAAACAAAAGCAAAACCUUGUGAGUAGAAAACAAGAUGAAAGAAGCUAAAGAAAAAAAUGAAGGUGGAUUUGUUGCUCCUUUAGAAAAAUAUUGUUUUACUGAAGACUCCAGUCAGUGCAACGACGCUUCUCAAACCCUAGCUUUUGCAUUUUAAGCAGUUUUACAUUCUGUGGCCCCUUCCCCAUCCUCUGUUUUCAUUUUAAAAGAUGUAAUAAUAUGUAUAGGGUAAAGGGAUCUGGGCUUUUUAUUGAGGGUAAACAAUGAUAUUGAUUUGAGUCAGUGACAUCUUACCAUAAUUCUUUUCCUCUUUUUAAGUCCUGUGCCUCUCAGCUAUAAAACAAAAUGUGACCAUCUUUAUUGUAUAAACAGGUACCUAAGGCAUUCAUUUUUCUUUUUAAAUAACAAAAAAUAACCCUAGUUUCUUGUCUCUCUAUACCAUGUUUUCUUCUCGUAGCUUAUAAAACAAAGUCCAUAUUGAAUAGCAUGGUUCUGGAAAUAUUUUUCAUUGUCUUUCUUUAAACAUGAUAUGAAUUUUCAAGAUUAUGCAAGGUCAGAGAAGACAAGCACUGUAAGAAGGUAUAUUCUUAGAUUUGCUAAAGAUAUUUGUGUGUUUGCAAAACAUUAGCUGACUCUUCUUGUCCCAAGAAUGCAGUCUCUCAUUUUUGCUUUUUUGUUUCUAUGGCCCAAGUUGUAUAUUGUCCAUUCUAUAGUACUGUGGUGUCUUACUCUCAGAAAUGAUUAAUCCUUCACACCAGUGUCUCGGUGACCACUUUGAUGUCACCUGUAGGAAUACACCCCACUGACGAAGGUCGAUAUCUUAUUAUAUAAAAUGUCUACAUGGUCAUCUUUAGGUUCCAGGACAAAUCUUUAAUUUUAGAGAUCACUUCUGUCAGCCAGGGUGCAGAUUUUGCAAGCUGAGUGGAUAUACAUAUAUAUAUAAUCAUGUUCGUAUUUUUCCUCAAAGUUAUCAAUUACAUGCUUUUGUUUAAAAUAGUUUCUUUUGGAGGUAGGGUAGGGAUGUAUAUAAUUGAGGAAAAAAGAAUAUAUGUACUUCAAAGCGUGUCACAUUCUUAUUAGGUCUCUGUACUGAAGGUUCAAUUUUUUUAUAAGUUCACUUUUCACCUAUUCUUUGUGCAAGAGAAAUGCAUCUAGG
Molecule: messenger RNA, 6792 nt
Organism: Pteropus alecto (black flying fox)
Lineage: Eukaryota; Metazoa; Chordata; Mammalia; Chiroptera; Pteropodidae
Gene: PLEKHG1
Product: pleckstrin homology and RhoGEF domain containing G1
Exons: 14
Coding region: 94-4395 (1433 amino acids)
Molecular function (GO): guanyl-nucleotide exchange factor activity
Source: RefSeq, a predicted model, not a curated record